AUGGGUCCCACCAGUGGCCCCACCUCUGGGUCUCUGUUAUCCCAUUCCCCCCUGACCUGCCCCCACCAAGGACCCAGGACACCAGGGACCCUGGAGGCCAGGGCAGGUGCCCUCUCAGCUCUGACCAGCCAGUGUCUGGAACCUGGCCACUGUCCCUACCACAGCGUGGGGAGUGCGUCGGGGGCUCUCUUCAAGCUGACUCUCGGGCUUGGGGACCUGUCGGGCCCUGAGCACUCCAAGUUUCCACUCUUCUUCCUCUUCCUCCUCAUCACCUACGUGAUUCUCACCUCUGUGCUUCUCCUCAACAUGCUGAUUGCCCUCAUGACUGAGACCGUCAAUAUGGCGUCCUCCAGGAAUGAGAAAAUCUGGCGUGUACAGAGAGCCAUCACUAUCUUGGACCUGGAGAGGUGUCUGCCCGAGGCCUGGCGGUGGUGGCUUCAGGAAGGCAAGAUUCACUCUAACCUGGAGGUGGGGCUGACCCCGAGCCAAGAAAGAGACCUGAGGAUAUGCUUGCGGGUGAAUGAAAGGAGACGGGCAAGGGCCGCCGGGAGGAAUCAAGUCAUGGGCAUCAGUGAAGACCCCCGCUGUCCCCACAGGGUUCUGUGUUGGACAGUUCCAGACUUCUCUGUUGGGAGUGAGGGGUUGUCCAUGUGGAGGUGACCCUAAGCACAAUGAAGAAG
Molecule: messenger RNA, 680 nt
Organism: Vombatus ursinus (common wombat)
Lineage: Eukaryota; Metazoa; Chordata; Mammalia; Diprotodontia; Vombatidae
Product: transient receptor potential cation channel subfamily V member 3-like
Exons: 5
Coding region: 1-660 (219 amino acids)
Biological process (GO): calcium ion import across plasma membrane
Cellular component (GO): membrane
Molecular function (GO): calcium channel activity
Source: RefSeq, a predicted model, not a curated record